GGUUUUCCAAGUGAUGAAGAUGAGAUUGCCCUGUCAGAUUAUCUGGAACUUGAAGAACUCCCUGAUACAGACGAGCCCGUUUACAUCCUAGGAAAGCAAUAUGACAUUAAAACAGAGAAGAGCGAUUUGCUUUUAGAUGUUACUUCCAAGCUGUGGUUUACAUACAGAAAGAAAUUUUCUCCUAUUGGUGGAACAGGUCCAUCCUCUGAUGCUGGUUGGGGUUGUAUGUUGAGAUGUGGACAGAUGAUGCUAGCUCAAGCCUUAAUUUGCCAGCAUCUAGGCAGAGAAUGGCAAUGGGACAAACAUAAAAAACAACCAGAAGAAUAUUACCAGAUCCUGCAGUGUUUUCUAGACAGAAAAAAUAGCUGUUACUCCAUUCACCAGAUGGCACAGAUGGGUGUAGGAGAAGGAAAGUCUAUAGGUGAAUGGUAUGGGCCAAAUACAGUGGCUCAGGUCCUAAAGAAACUUGCUUUAUUUGAUGAAUGGAAUUCAUUAGCUGUUUAUGUUUCAAUGGAUAACACUGUGGUCAUUGAAGAUAUAAGAAAAAUGUGCCGCUAUCACCCUUACAAUUGGAACACAGCACAAGGCAGUUCUUACACUCACCAAAGUGCUUGGAGCAGAUGUAGAGACACUUCAGAGGAGAGGUCAGCAUGGAGGCCACUUCUGCUCAUUGUCCCUCUGCGCCUAGGAAUCAACCAGAUUAAUCCUGUUUAUAUAGAUGCUUUUAAAGAAUGUUUUAAAAUGCCGCAGUCAUUAGGAGCUUUAGGUGGAAAACCAAACAAUGCCUAUUAUUUCAUAGGUUUUUCAGGGGAUGAACUCAUUUACCUGGAUCCCCACACAACGCAGAACUUUGUGGACACAGAAGAAACUGGGACGGUGCAGGAUCAGACAUAUCACUGCCAAAAAAAUCCUAACAGGAUGAAGAUUUUGAAUCUGGACCCCUCAGUGGCAUUAGGAUUCUUUUGCAAGGAAGAAGCAGAUUUUGACAGUUGGUGUAAAACUGUAGAAAAGGAGAUACUAAAGCAGCAGAGUUUACGGAUGUUUGAACUGGCACCAAAGCACCCUCCUCAUUGGCCUCCUUUUAUACCACCAACAAAGCCAGAGGUGACCACUACAGGCGCAGAGCUCAUCGAGUCUACUGAUAAACUCUUUGAUGUAGAGGAGGAGUUUGAGAUCCUCACAGUGUGA
Staurois parvus is the source of this 1188-nucleotide messenger RNA. The record is from the annotation of a GenBank genome assembly. NCBI's taxonomy places the organism in Eukaryota, Metazoa, Chordata, Amphibia, Anura, Ranidae.